CGUCGAUUACGGUGAGUCCAAGUUCAAAAUUAUAUUUCUCUGGGAUGAGCCCUUUAGAUGACGAGUCUGAAUCCUGCUAGCGUGCGGUUUCCUCACGACAGCAUCCAUGACGAGUCUUUCAAAAUUUACCAUUCAUGCAUAUCUGACAUUUUUCGUUUUUCUUGUCGAUUUCUUGUAGAUGCACCUCGCUGACGAAAACUUAUUCCAGAUUCUACUAUCACAAUGCCCUCUAUUGUCGAUGAUGAUUGGUCUGAUUCUGAUGAUGAGAUUGGUGCAGAAGUAGAGACGGCAGUUUUGCUAGGCGUCCCUGAUGGCAUAAUGGAGACAGAGACUGAUAUCAAAGAUGCUGCGGUUUCUCGUAUUGGCGGGCAUCCUGCAAUACUGCCUUCGAGGGAACCGCCAUUUUCCUCAUCUCAAUGCAAGAUCUGUUCGUACCCCAUGGAAUUGCUUGUACAAGUCUGGUGCCCAGUCGAAGACAGUCCUAUGGAUAGAGCAUUGUACAUCUGGGGAUGUUCCCGGAGUGCAUGUCAGCGAAAGGACGGAAGCGUUCGUGCUUGGCGUGCUCUGAGACACAACGCAGAGUAUGCAGCAAAGCUUGCAAAAAAGUUGGCGAAGAAGCAAGCACAGCAGAAGGCUUCUUCAUCUGUAAAGACUGCACCUGCAACUAAUCCGUUCGCAAUGCAGGCAAAAUCUACUCCUGGUCCCUUUGGAUUGGGUGAUCACGUAUUUGGACAGCCAGCUCCCACAGUCGCCGCCCCCGCAAUUGAAGACGAGCCAGAGGACACGUGUGAUACGGAAAGCGUCACGUCCGAGUCUUCUGCACAUUCAUUAAUUAUUGCGAUGGCAUCAACAACGAUUGAUGAUUCACCAUGGCAAGCCGCUCCAUCAUUUCCUCCUCUGUACCUCUCAACGACCUCGGAGUAUUUGCCUCCCCCGCCCAAAACCAAAAUUUCUCAGAGUGCCCACAUAGAGGAUCCUCCUGAUGAGUAUCCUAAGGACGGAAAAGAUGUAAGCUGGGCAUUCGAACCAUACGAGAAUUCCUUGGAGGUGGACGGUGUAUUCGAUCGGUUCACGAAGCGAGUGAGCCACACAGGAGAGCAAUGUCUCAGAUAUGAACUGAAAGGGAUCCCCCUGCCUUUUUCUUCGGACAAAGUGUUCGACAGGUUAUUCCCUUUCCCUCCUCAGGACCCUCUUCCAGUGACGAAGGCUGCUUUCAAAGUCAUCCCUACCGUUAGACGUUCAUACAGCACCACAUCAAUACCUCCCUGCCCAACGUGCAAAGCGGCGCGCGUCUUCGAAUGUCAAUUGAUGCCCAACCUGAUCAACGUCCUCCGGGCCUCAGUCAAGGAUGAAGACACGCAGAAGUUGACAGACGAACAAAGGAUGAAGGUGGUACAGGAAGUGCUGCAGAAAAAGCUUUCGUCUGAUAAGCGAGGUAUGGAGUGGGGCACUUGCAUGAUUUUUUCGUGUGAGAAGGACUGCUGCCUUGAUGACUACAGUGGUGACAAGGAAUGUUGGAGAGAAGAGCUUGUUCUCGUUCAGUGGGACGACUAAAUUUAACAAAUAUUGUAUAUCCGUGGUCUUGAUUACUUUGCAACAUAUGCAUUGAUUGAUCCUACUUGUCGCCGGGUCGUUGAGGACCAUAAUUGAAUCAAUGAUCAUGAUGUUUAAGCGUGAUGGGAAUAACG
This is a messenger RNA of Suillus plorans, 1688 nucleotides long. Its product is annotated as programmed cell death protein 2. The coding region runs from base 223 to 1554 and encodes 443 amino acids. The record is from RefSeq and is a predicted model, not a curated record. Gene Ontology annotation, biological process: maturation of SSU-rRNA. Gene Ontology annotation, cellular component: cytoplasm. The transcript has 5 exons. NCBI's taxonomy places the organism in Eukaryota, Fungi, Basidiomycota, Agaricomycetes, Boletales, Suillaceae.